Molecule: messenger RNA, 4415 nt
Organism: Opisthorchis viverrini
Lineage: Eukaryota; Metazoa; Platyhelminthes; Trematoda; Opisthorchiida; Opisthorchiidae
Exons: 15
Coding region: 46-2427 (793 amino acids)
Biological process (GO): protein import into nucleus
Cellular component (GO): cytoplasm; nucleus
Molecular function (GO): small GTPase binding; nuclear import signal receptor activity
Source: RefSeq, a predicted model, not a curated record
UUGAUUGCCCAUCCGCUGUCACCUACUCACCAUAUCACCUUUACAAUGGCUUGGAAUCUUGGUGAGGACGGUAUACGUCAGACCUUAGAAUUGUUGCAUAACUCGCAGUCAAGUGACACCAACGUGCAGAAGGCUGUUCAUGAGAGAUUGGAAGAACUAAAUAACUUCCCCGAUUUCAAUAAAUAUUUGGCCUAUGUGCUGUUCGGGGCGAAAUCAGAGACUGACUCUACGCGAUCAAUGAGUGGUCUUAUUUUGAAGAACAACUUAAAAGGGCAUUUUAAACGAUGCACACCAGAGCUAGUUAAUUACGUAAAGGCCGGAUGUCUUUCGUGUAUCAGUGAUCCCUCGGCACUGAUACGCUCCACCGUCGGAACAUUGAUCACCACCAUUGUAUCUAGCGCCGGUCUUCACUCAUGGCCUGAGUUGUUACCAAAGCUUGUUGAGUGUCUGGACUCGGGUGACAUAAAUGUCAUCGAGGGAGCGUUUGGUGCUAUCGCAAAAAUAUGUGAAGACUCGUCUGCUCAACUUGAGGACGGUCGUCUGAGCUAUCCGAUGACAUCUUUGAUUCCGAAAUUUCUUCAGUUCACCAAACAUGAAAGUGCAAAAAUAAGAUCUUAUGCGUUGGCUUGUACCAGUCAUUUCAUCAACAGUCGGUCGCAGGUUCUGUUGAACUUUGUGGAUGAAUUUCUGCACUGCCUAUUCGCCCUAGCCGAAGAUGUUGAUUCCACCGUUCGAAGACACGUUUGUUCGGCAUUUGUACAACUGCUAGAAGCCCACCUCGACAGGCUACUGCCACAUCUUCCCAACAUUAUUGAAUUUAUGCUUCUGCGCACUCAAGAUGCGGAUGAGAAUAUCUCUCGAGAAGCGUGCGAAUUUUGGCUGUCGCUUUCAGAACAGCCUAUUUGUUAUCAAGCUUUGACACCUUAUAUUCAGCGACUUAUCCCUGUACUGGUUCGUGGUAUGAAUUUAGUAAACGUUUCUUUCAAGAAUGACCUCUUAGAGGAUGCACAUAUCCCUGAUAAGGAAUCUGAUAUUAGACCACGGUUUCACAAGACGAAGAGCAAAUUCAUGUCCUCCGAGGAGGAUGAAGACGACGAAGAUGACGAUUAUGUAUCCAACUGGACACUUCGAAAGUGUUCUGCUGCUGCACUCGAUGUGUUAGCUAGCGUAUUCCAAACCGAAUUUCUCCCUAUUCUCCUACCGAUCACCAAAGAGCUACUGUUCUCACCGCAGUGGGAUAUAAAGGAGUCAGGAAUUCUGGUUCUGGGUGCUAUAGCCGAAGACUUUGGUCUACGCCUUGGAGCAGUAUCAACACAAAAAUCUAUUCAUUCUGUACGACGCUAUCGGAACCCUGGCGGACUCUGUGGGACAUCAUCUAAACCGACCGGUAUGUACUUUGGGUGUUUCCUCCUGACUGUUUUUAUCUCCCAGGAAUACAUAGAACUAUUGAUGCCGCCUCUGUUCGCAAAGUGGAAUGCUCUCCGGGAUGAUGAAAAGGAUUUGUUCCCGCUACUUGAGUGUCUAUCCAGUAUGGCUACGGCAUUGGGCACUGGAUUCUUACCCUAUUGUGCCCCUGUCUUCAACCGGUGUGUGAACUUGAUUGAUCGAACUAUUCAGUUGAGCAAGCUGCAUACACAACAACCAGAUGCCUACGAUCCCCCAGACAAGGACUUCAUGGUCAUAUCAUUGGAUCUUCUGAGUGGGUUGCUCGAAGGCCUAGGCAUCCAAAUGCAGCCACUCGUGGCUGAUAGUCCGUUGGUCAAGCUGCUGUUCGAAGCCGCUCAAGACCCGCAACCGGAUGUGCGUCAGAGCAGCUUUGCGCUGUUAGGCGACCUGACCAAAGCUUGUUUCGCUCACAUUCGCCCUCAGAUUGGGCAGUUUAUGUCAGUUCUGGCAAGCAACCUUGGGUCUGAGCAUAUUUCAGUCAGCAACAAUGCUAUUUGGGCCAUCGGGGAGAUUUGUAUCCAGUUAGGUGAGGAGAUGCAACCGUAUGCGUCGAUGUUUGUGUUGCCGUUGAUUGAGAUCAUCAAUCGGCAAAACACUCCCAAGACCUUACACGAAAAUACAGCCAUAACCAUUGGGCGUUUGGGAUUUGUGUGCCCUUCGGAAGUCGCUCCCCACCUCUCUUUGUUCAUUCGACAUUGGUGUCUGUUUCUGCGUAACAUACGGGACAAUGAGGAGAAAGACAGCGCAUUUCGUGGAAUAUGUAACCUGAUUACACUCAACCCGGCCGGUGUGUUGAAUGACUUUCUCUUUUUUUGCGAUGCAGUCGCAUCGUGGAACGCGCCGAAAGAAGAUUUGAAAGAACGCUUUCAUGCGAUUUUGCACGGCUUCAAAACACAGGUUGGUGAAGACGAGUGGGCUAAAUUUUGGGCUCAAUGUCCACUUAUGUUGCGUGAACGACUGUCUUCACAGUAUGGGCUCUAAAACUGCCUGCACUCCAAUUACGCUACUGCGAACUCUGCGUUUUUUACAACGUGUCAUACUCACCUCACCCCGUCUUCUCCGGUUCCAUCGUUUUCCAUCGUGGUCCUCGCUUGGAAGUCGCCAGUUUGCUUCCCAAACGCAAGGCGCUUCCACACAGUUUACAGUUUUUGGUUCGCCUAACGUGCGUUGAAAUCCGUUGACGUCGGUUCGUCUAUGUCUGCUCCACCGUUUCUCGACAUGCCACGGCUGAUCUACUAUACGUGUUAUCGAUCCGCUCGUUUUGGACACUUGAUUUAUACAGCGUGACGCGUUUAGAACCAUCCUGUGUUCCAUGAUUUGAUGCACCUUACCUCCUGGUCGUGUUCAAAGUGUCCAUGCAUCAUACCUGGUUAUCACACCUGCAACAGUCUGCGCGCGUCAAAGGUGUCUAUGCGUCUCGGAUGUUCCCACGUCUACGUUUUCCCCGUCCGUGUGCGAUCCUUUUCCUGGUCCGUCGUGUCUGUUUUUUUUCGUUUUUCUCACUCUCAUCUAACUUACCUAUCCAGCCAACCAUCCUGGUCGUUUUUUCGUCUCGACUUGCUUUUCCACUCCAUCGUUUUUUUCCGCACGUCACUUUUUUCGAGUUUACCUCCACAUGCCGUUUUUCAGCGUCAGUGCGUUUUUUCCAGACAGUUUCGGCUUUACUUGGUUCACAGCCACAGACUAUUCUUUUACGUUUUUUCUCGGGACUCCGCCUUUUUUCAUCCCUACCAUCCUUUUUCUGUUUUGUUUUUCUCUCCUCUUUCCUUCUGUAGUUCUUUUUCUCUAGGGGGGAUAAUUUCCUGGUUAGUGGGUAGUAGAUCCUUAGGCAUAGCCGGGUUGUAAAGGGGGAACUAAGGGAACAUGGGAUUAGCUUUUAGGGCAUGACUGUCCACCAAGUCACUCAAGUUCGGGGUAAUUCCAGGGGGGGUAAGGACUAGGGGGUUCAGGGCUUACGGGGAUUAGAAUACGUAUAUAAGUUUUUGGAAAAUAAGGGUUCUGUGUUGUUAGCUCCCGACCUUUUGCGGUUCGGAGUUAUUCCAUCUAGGAUCAAUGCUAAUUGGCAAGAUUCUGUAUUGAACAGCCAUUUUGUUUAUUUGUACAUUCAGCCUGCUCAUUUCAAGAGGUUAUCCUGUUCAUUUGUUGCCACUCCAUACUCUCUUCUUCAAACUUGUGUCGGCGUUCCCACGGUUACGUGUAUGUGUUGCGGAUUUUUGUCCCGGGUAUAGUGGUUCAGUUGAAAACAAUGGUUUUUCCGGUCGUUCAUUCAUUUGUUUUCAUUUCCCUACGCGCUGUAUAUCAUACUCCAUAUUUUAAGCGCUAUCGUAGUUUCAACUCCAUAUUUGGGUACUCUCUCUUUUCUUUCUCUUUCCAUGGUAAGAUUGGGCUUAUGCAGUCUGUUUGGCCAUUGUUGGUUUGUCCCUGUCGGGUGGCUCUGUUAUGAUCCUCCUGAUGUGUGGGCCUCUCAAAUGGGUUCCCUCGUCUCUUCAACACGGAUUUUCCGGCGCAGACAACUUUCGUAACAAGUCGUGUCACUUUCGUAGUUGGUGUUUGUCUAGCAUCGUUCUCCAUUCAGUGGAUCCAAUGGAUGCUUACUUUCACUACCUCAACUUGUACAUCCUGUUGUUGUUGAGUGUGCUUGGGAUGACAUCCUGACUCUCAUCGUGAAAGGGUCUCCUGAAUGUCCAUUACAGGCCUGGCUCAAGCGUCUGAUCCCUCCAAAAGCGUUGUAUACUAACUUCUUCAGACAGAAGAGAUCUACAGAAAGCUUGUGCUUGUUUUUGCCGGAUCUGAUGACAUCAAAAAGUUUUUUUUCACACUCUUGUCCUCAGUUUUCUCACUGACAUGAUUUUCGUGCUCAGAUUUUACCAGGAUGUGUUGCCCGUCGACUUUGAGUGCGCGUAUGAUAUGGAUAUCUUUUGACCAGACCAUAAUGGAAAUCUGAGCAACGUUACUAGCAGAAGAACGAG